AUGGAAGACGACGAUGAGACGAGUAGUAGGACUAGUAGCCAAAUGCUGAAUAACAAUAGCAUAGCCAGUCUUCUGUACUGCGACGAAGACCCUCUCGUCUCCACUACGCCGCCUCCACCUCCACCGGAGGCAAGUAGCUGUGUGGUACUGGUACCACCCCAGCAGCAGGCGUCAGUACUGGCAACCGUCGGAGAUGUGGAGGAGGAAGAUCAUCUGAAGGAGCUUCUGGUGAACCACUUGGCCAGGCAGCGGUUCUAUGCACCCACCUGCAGAGGCGGCUACCUGGAGCAUCUGCUGACGCCACAGCAGCAGCAGCAGCAGCAGCAGCAGCAGGGAUCCGCACCACCGGAAGCAGCGAUCAUCCCUGGUACUGGUAGCGCGUCCGGCGCUCGCUCCAGAGGAGUGCACUACAUCAUCUAUGCGUUUGGUAGGUUGGGACUGACGGUGGCGACGGUGUUCAAUGCAGUCAACUAUCUGGACCGAUUCCUCUCCAUCAACUGCCACCUGCAGUGUUGGGAGGCGUGGAUGGUUGAAUUGGUGAGCGUGGCCUGCCUGUCCAUCGCGUGCAAGCUGGAUGAGGUCAAUAUCCCUUCACUCCACCAUCUCCAGAUGGAAGAGGUGAUGAGCCACUCGUUCCUGCCGGCGACGGUCCAGGACAUGGAGCUCACCCUGCUCAAGGCGCUCCAAUGGCGUCUCGCCUGCGUCACACCCUACUCCUUCCUCCAGCUCUUCCUUUCCCUUACUCCUCACACCACCGUAGCUGUAGCUUCUCACUGCACUCGUCUCCUCAUCUGCUCGCUCACAGCUUCGGAGACCUACUAG
Molecule: messenger RNA, 822 nt
Organism: Miscanthus lutarioriparius
Lineage: Eukaryota; Viridiplantae; Streptophyta; Magnoliopsida; Poales; Poaceae
Source: the annotation of a GenBank genome assembly